CGGGAGAGGAGGGUGUGCAAGAGCAGGUCGUAGUGGCGAUUGAACGUCGUAGACAGAAAGCGACCUCUAGAGGUUCGAUACAGCCAGCCGGUGGACAUUGUACUCGGGAGAUAACGGCGAUAGGCCUGCGCCUCUGGGUGACGAUAUACAGGACGUUGGUAGAAGAAAACGGUCAUAUUUCUCCUGUGGAUAGCACCGCGGCGUAGUCACACCUCUACUCGACUAACUGUCCCUGCGAAGGUUCCUUACUUGAGACCAGUGCGAUUAUUGUUGACCGAAGUUCAUCACUUGGAAGAAGGCACAGUUUCGACAUGAGUGCGCCGUACAAUGCCUACUACCCUCCUCCGGCUGGAGUGCAACCGUACCCACAGCCAGCCCCUGUGGCAGGUGGCGCGGCCCCGCCUCCGCCGCCCUAUUACCCGCCCCAGACUGCAGCCACGGCCAGCGUGCAGCCCGCCCCCUAUCCGGCAGGCUAUCCACCGGGCUAUCCACCGCCGCCACAGCCUGCGGCGAUGCAACCGUCGUACAACCCGACAUACGUGAACGCGCAGCCGUCGGCACCCCCCGUCACGGUCAUUGUGCAGCAGCAGCCCAACGCACAGACAGCGCCGACGCAGGUUGUCCGGCCACCCCCUCAGCAAAACCAGAGUGGCAGCAGCGGCAUGGGCAUGGCAGGAGCGGCGGCAGUGGGCAUGCUGGCGGGCGCCGCAGUGGCCGGAGUAGCGGCGGCUGCGCACAGUCACGACAGGCACCACCACCCACCGCCGCACCUUGGGCACCGACCGGGGCUGCUGAGCCGAGGGCACCACGGGCCGGUCAACGUGCACAUUCACCCGCAGCCCACGCACUGGGCGGCUAGACUCGCCAUGCGGGCGAAGGAGCGGCGACACCACUAAUAACUGCGACCGGCGGAGUCGACUCGGGCGAUAUAGCGACUUGCUCGAACAAACAGCAGACUGUCUCAAGCAUGAGCUGGACACUAAACCAUUUUCCUAUUGCAAAAAAAAAAGAACAUGUCUGAAGCCACAACACAGGCACGCGACUAGGGGGAUAUUGUUACGUGGAGAUGUACGCAGAAAACUAUUUACACGAUGUCUUUAUGUGCAAACCUAGUCCCAGCGCUCGACAAGACGGCGAUGGUGACUUCAGAAACUGUGGCACCUACCCACAGUGGAGGAUUGACGAAGAAUCAGGCAGCUCGCUUGAGUGCUCAUUUCAUGGCGUGGGGAAGGAAAUUUGAAAGGGUCUCUUCAACGCUUUCGAAACGUUUAUAUAAUAAAAAAGAAUGGAAGUUUGAGUAUGCAAAGUACUCGCGCCUCAUCGCGUGCGGUUCCGCGGCCGUUAUCUUCGUCGUCGAGCAAAGCCGGCACCUGCAGGGGAAAUUCCCUAGGUCUCUUUAUCAUAUUACCACCUACUUCAUGGCAUAUCCCCCACAGAUGGUUUGGCACCAUCAAGGUUUCCUAGAUCUAGAGAUUUUACACAUUUCAACGCGAUAGCAUUGAGGAGCGCGUGUCGCAGAAAAUCCGGUGUCCCGCGUCGGGCAUCGCAUCGACAAAAAGAUGUUCGAGCCAUGUAUACUCGGGCCUUAAAUAUGAUGCAAGAAAUUGACUGAACUAGUUGAAUUUCUCAAACUAAAGUACGUAGAAGAAAUCGUAAACUACGAUGUUGUCGUGUGUCCCUCUCCUCGUCCUGUUGCUUGCACACGACUUGCAGACAUGAUAGCUCUCGGAUUUUAAUUUGACCAUACGAUAAAACAUAAUUCUGUCACGCGAAAACUCGGAAGAAACCUUUUCACACACACACAAACCGACCGCGGCGUUGACAGACUGGCCGCUGCGUCCGGCGUUUCCCGCGCGCCGGCGUGAUAAGUACUCGUCUUGGGGGCCAUGGAGCGGCGCGCCCGGUUCCUUGCAUUAACUCCAGCUGGCGCUCGCCUCCGCCGCAUCGCCCCCCCCCCCCCCCCCCACCUUCCCACCCCGGCCCACGCAAGAGGCCGUAGUUCCACCACAAAGCUCGCCUUCGUGCAUAGCGUUCGCGGCAAGCUUUUCCAGCUAAACAUUACAAUUACAGACGCUCAAGUUGCCGGAAAGCGUGAGAAGCAGUCAGGGAUCUUCGAAUGCUAUCGCGUUCCUCUCUUAAAGGUGAAGCUAAAGCUGGCUACAAAUUUUUAGGGAACUAAAGAAAUUUCUCCAAAUGUAGGGAAAUUUCGCGCUAUUGAAACAGUGGAACUGCUUUAAAUAUCGGCCGUGUAUUUGCGUGCUUUGCUGCAAAUGAAGUGUAAUAAGCACGUAAAUAUGGUGGUGUUACGUUAGAACAGGUCAUUCAAAAAAAUUAUUCGCAUCUUUUACGUUGCUGUCGUGCCGAAGCAGACUUUUGACGCGGUUACAUUCUGCAAGAGAGGCUCAGUGCCCAUCUUCCUAGCAAUUGCAAUAAGGCAAUAGGGCAAAUUGGCAAUAAUAUUGUCAAUUUGGUCCAAGUGCGAAACAAGAAUGAAGGACAAGAAAGCAUAAAUUUACUAAUGUGCUGACGUCUUCUUCUGUGAAUACGGAAGGGGAGCGGGGAGGGGGGGAGGGAGAGAGGUCUUCAAGCAGGAGGAUAUAAUGUUAGCAUAAACACUUGCACUGUGCCGUUAUUUGAGCUUGAGCACAAUGACUUCAUUAAUUGAACAUUAUAACACAAGCUUAUAAAUAAAAUGUUCUUCAUUUACAUAACAUGAAGAUUUACCUAUACGGACGUAAUAUUGACAAAAUGAACCACAUUUUGCACAAAUCUAAGGAAAUGUAGGCAGAUUUCUUUUUCCAAGUUAAGGGGCAAACUGGCUUCAGAGGUUGGGAGCACUGUCGUCGUGUGUCAUGCACCUAUGGUCUGCGCAAAAGAAAUUCCAAACGCGGUGCUCGAUGGGAAUGCGGGUAUGGGGUGAACGAUGCUUCAGAAGUUACCUGGGAAAAAGGACGACCUUAACUGGCGAGGAACGCCUUUCUUUUGUCAGACUAGAUUUGCAUUUGCAAUCCCCUGGAUAAUUCCAAAUAAUGAGUCAAAUUCUUCAGUAUUUCAUAACGCCGUGAGGUAGCCGAAAACGCGCUGUCUCCAGAAAUCCCGAAAACGCGCUGUCUCCAGACCUACGUGGGGGAGGGGAGAAGAGCGUGCACGUUGAUCCCGCAAUAGCACUAACUGUUGUUUGUGCAGCGCGUAAAACUUGCGCUGGGAGAAAGCGCGUUAGCUCCGGUAUGCCGCUAAAUCUGGAGCUUUUGUUCCUCUCCGCCUCUUUCUAUCGCUGUUGUGUUGUUGCCCAGGCAAAAUGAGCACGAAUCGAUUACAUAUGAAUGACUAGUUCCGGCUUUUGCUGUCAAGUUUGUUCGAGAAAGUCAGCCCAAGAUAGUUUUGCGUUCGCUUGAUGAGCGACGAAAAUAGCAGCUGCCGUCGCCUCGCUAAAAUUUUCCGUGGUGCCGGGUAUUUGAGGGGAAGCACUUGUGUGGUCAUGCUACAAUAAAGGCGAAGGCCUCUGCGCAUACAGGCGAGACCUGAACUACACCAUUGUACAUAAACGCACUGCAUCGAUUAUUGUUGAUUAAUAAAGCCUUUUUAUUUA
Molecule: messenger RNA, 3589 nt
Organism: Dermacentor albipictus
Lineage: Eukaryota; Metazoa; Arthropoda; Arachnida; Ixodida; Ixodidae
Source: RefSeq, a predicted model, not a curated record